Rhea pennata is the source of this 837-nucleotide messenger RNA. RefSeq names its product type 1 phosphatidylinositol 4,5-bisphosphate 4-phosphatase-like. Gene Ontology annotation, cellular component: plasma membrane; phagocytic vesicle membrane; late endosome membrane. Gene Ontology annotation, biological process: phosphatidylinositol dephosphorylation. NCBI's taxonomy places the organism in Eukaryota, Metazoa, Chordata, Aves, Rheiformes, Rheidae. Gene Ontology annotation, molecular function: phosphatidylinositol-4,5-bisphosphate 4-phosphatase activity. The record is from RefSeq and is a predicted model, not a curated record.
AUGGUAGAACAUGAAGAUGGACUUGAGACCCAUGCCGCCGCCGCCGCCGCGGCGCCUUCGACCCCCCCCGGAGGCGGGGGGGCGGGGCUGGGCGCCGAGGCCCCGCCCCCUUACUCGCCAUUGGGCAGCCCCGAGGCGGGGGCGGGGCCGGCGGUCACGUGCCGCGUGUGUCAGAGCCGCGUCAGCGUCGCGGGCAAAACGCACCAGCACGUGGUGAAGUGUCCGGGCUGCCACGAGGCCACGCCCAUCCGCACGGCCCCCGGCGGCAAGAAGUACGUGCGCUGCCCCUGCAACUGCCUGCUGGUCUGCAAGGCCUCGUCCCAGCGCAUCGCCUGCCCCCGGCCCUACUGUAAACGCAUCAUCAACCUGGGCCCGGUGCAGGCCGGAGCCCCCAGCCCCGACCCCCAACCGGGGGGGGCGCGGGUCGCCUGCGGCCACUGCGGGAGCCCCUUCCUGUGGACGGAGUUCUCGGAACGGACGUUGGCCCGGUGCCCCCACUGCCGCAAAGUGUCGGCCGUGGGGCGUCGCUACCCCCGGAGACGCUGCGUCUGCUGCUUCCUGCUGGGGCUGCUGAUGGCGGCGGCCGGGGCCGGACUGGCGGUGGGCACGUGGGCGGCGGCCCGGCGCUCGGGGGGGCUCCACGCCGCCUGGGCCCUGCUGGCGGCCGCCGCCGGCGCCUGCCUGCUCCGCGCCGGCUACUGGGGCUGCGUCCGCGUGAGCCACCCGCUGCCCGGCCCCGCCUGAACACGCCUCGACACGCCUCGACACGGCUCCACGCGUCACGUCCCGCGAGCUUCUGGCACCUGGACACGGCUCGACACGCUUCGGCGCGUCUCA